AUGGCGCCUCAGAAGCACGGCGGUGGGGGAGGGGGCGGCUCGGGGCCCAGCGCAGGGUCCGGGGGAGGCGGCUUCGGGGCUUCGGCGGCGGCGGUGGCGGCGGCGACGGCUUCGGGCGGCAAAUCCAGCGGCGGCGGGGGCUGUGGAGGCGGCGGCGGCAGUUACUCGGCCUCCUCCUCCUCCGCGGCGGCGGCGGCAGCGGCGGCGGCGGCGGCAGCAGCAGCGGCGGGGGCUGCCGUGUUACCGGUGAAGAAGCCGAAAAUGGAGCACGUCCAGGCUGACCACGAGCUGUUCCUCCAGGCCUUUGAGAAACCAACGCAGAUCUAUAGAUUUCUUCGAACUCGAAAUCUUAUAGCGCCAAUAUUUUUGCACAGAACUCUUACUUACAUGUCUCAUCGAAACUCCCGAACAAACAUCAAAAGGAAAACAUUUAAAGUUGAUGAUAUGUUAACAAAAGUAGAGAAAAUGAAAGGAGAGCAAGAAUCUCAUAGCUUGUCAGCUCAUCUGCAGCUUACCUUUACUGGUUUCUUCCACAAAAAUGAUAAGCCAUCACAAAACUCAGAAAAUGAACAAAAUUCUGUUACUCUGGAAGUCCUGCUUGUGAAAGUUUGCCACAAAAAAAGAAAGGAUGUAAGUUGUCCAAUAAGGCAAGUUCCUACAGGUAAAAAGCAGGUGCCUUUGAAUCCUGACCUCAAUCAAACAAAACCUGGAAAUUUCCCAUCCCUUGCAGUUUCCAGUAAUGAAUUUGAACCUAGUAACAGCCAUAUGGUGAAGUCUUACUCAUUGCUAUUUAGAGUGACUCGUCCAGGAAGAAGAGAGUUUAAUGGAAUGAUGAAUGGAGAAACCAAUGAAAAUAUUGAUGUUAAUGAAGAACUUCCAGCUAGAAGAAAACGAAAUCGUGAAGAUGGGGAAAAGACAUUUGUGGCACAAAUGACAGUAUUUGAUAAAAACAGGCGCUUACAGCUUUUAGAUGGGGAGUAUGAAGUAGCCAUGCAGGAAAUGGAAGAAUGUCCAAUAAGCAAGAAAAGAGCAACAUGGGAGACUAUUCUUGAUGGGAAGAGGCUGCCUCCAUUUGAAACAUUUUCUCAGGGACCUACGUUACAGUUCACUCUUCGUUGGACAGGAGAGACCAAUGAUAAAUCUACAGCUCCUAUUGCCAAGCCUCUUGCCACUAGAAAUUCAGAGAGUCUCCAUCAAGAAAACAAGCCUGGUUCAGUUAAACCUACUCAAACUAUUGCUGUUAAAGAAUCAUUGACUACAGAUCUACAAACAAGGAAAGAAAAAGAUACUUCAAAUGAAAAUCGACAAAAAUUAAGAAUAUUUUAUCAGUUCCUUUAUAACAACAAUACAAGACAACAGACUGAAGCAAGAGAUGACCUACAUUGCCCUUGGUGCACUCUGAACUGCCGAAAACUUUACAGUUUACUCAAGCAUCUUAAACUCUGCCACAGCAGGUUUAUCUUCAAUUAUGUUUAUCAUCCAAAAGGUGCUAGGAUAGAUGUUUCUAUCAACGAAUGUUAUGAUGGCUCCUAUGCAGGAAAUCCUCAGGAUAUUCAUCGCCAACCUGGAUUUGCUUUUAGUCGCAAUGGACCUGUAAAGAGAACGCCUAUCACACACAUUCUUGUGUGCAGGCCAAAACGAACAAAAGCAAGCAUGUCUGAAUUUCUUGAAUCUGAAGAUGGAGAAGUAGAACAGCAACGAACAUACAGUAGUGGACACAAUCGUCUGUAUUUCCAUAGUGAUACUUGUUUACCUCUCCGUCCACAAGAAAUGGAAGUAGAUAGUGAAGAUGAAAAAGAUCCUGAAUGGCUAAGAGAAAAAACCAUUACACAAAUUGAGGAAUUUUCUGAUGUUAAUGAAGGAGAGAAAGAAGUGAUGAAACUAUGGAAUCUCCAUGUCAUGAAGCAUGGGUUUAUUGCUGACAAUCAAAUGAAUCACGCCUGUAUGCUGUUUGUAGAAAACUAUGGACAGACAAUAAUUAAGAAGAAUUUAUGUCGAAACUUCAUGCUUCAUCUAGUCAGCAUGCAUGACUUUAAUCUUAUUAGCAUAAUGUCAAUAGAUAAAGCUGUUACCAAGCUCCGUGAAAUGCAGCAAAAACUAGAAAAAGGAGAAUCUGCUUCACCUGCAAAUGAAGAUAUCACUGAAGAACAAAAUGGGACAGCAAAUGGAUUUAGUGAAAUUAACUCAAAAGAGAAAGCUUCGGAAACAGAUGGUGUCUCAGGGGUUUCAAAACAGAACAAAAAGCAAAAACUCUGA
Pipistrellus nathusii (Nathusius's pipistrelle) is the source of this 2256-nucleotide messenger RNA. NCBI's taxonomy places the organism in Eukaryota, Metazoa, Chordata, Mammalia, Chiroptera, Vespertilionidae. The record is from the annotation of a GenBank genome assembly.